Messenger RNA from Aphidius gifuensis, 842 nucleotides. RefSeq names its product 60S ribosomal protein L15 (gene RpL15). Gene Ontology annotation, cellular component: ribosome; cytosolic large ribosomal subunit. Gene Ontology annotation, molecular function: RNA binding; structural constituent of ribosome. The record is from RefSeq and is a predicted model, not a curated record. Gene Ontology annotation, biological process: cytoplasmic translation. The coding region runs from base 115 to 729 and encodes 204 amino acids. Lineage: Eukaryota; Metazoa; Arthropoda; Insecta; Hymenoptera; Braconidae. The transcript is spliced from 5 exons.
UUUUAUUCUCUCUCUUGCUCUCUCUUCUCCCCACCCGCCGAUUUUACUCGAUCACCGAAUCUGAGAGAUAUUAUUUUUCUUUUCUCUUGCACGCUUAGAGUGCAUUAAUUUAAAAUGGGUGCAUACAAAUAUAUGCAAGAGCUUUACCGCAAAAAGCAGAGUGAUGUACUCCGCUUUUUAUUGCGUGUAAGAUGUUGGCAAUAUCGUCAACUCACAAAAAUGCAUCGUGCACCAAGACCAUCCCGUCCAGACAAAGCUCGUCGUCUAGGAUACAAAGCUAAACAAGGUUUCGUUAUCUUCAGAAUCCGUGUACGUCGUGGUGGACGUAAACGUCCAGUACCAAAAGGUGCAACAUUUGGUAAACCAAAAGGUCACGGUAUCAACCAAUUGAAACCAAGCAGAAAACUUCAAUCAGUUGCUGAGGAACGUGUUGGACGUCGUUGUGGUGGUUUGAGAGUACUCAACAGCUACUGGGUAGCCCAAGAUUCAUCAUACAAAUACUUUGAAGUCAUUUUGGUUGACCCAGCACACAAGGCUAUCCAAAACGACCCAAAGAUCAAUUGGUUAUGCAAAGCUGUCCACAAACAUCGUGAACUCCGUGGACUCACAUCAUCAGGCAAAAGCUCACGUGGUUUGGGCAAAGGACAUCGUUUCUCACAGACAAUUGGUGGAUCACGCAGAGCAGCAUGGCUCCGAAGAAACUCACUUUCUCUCCGCAGAAAGCGAUAAGCAUAAAAAACUUGUCAUUAUUGUCAUUACAUCCAGGCAAAUUUUUCAUCUUAUUGCAUUUGUCAUUUGUCAAGAUCAUAAUGAUAAAUAAAUAUAAUAAAUUACAUACGAUA